Clarias gariepinus (North African catfish) is the source of this 1557-nucleotide messenger RNA. RefSeq names its product BLOC-1 related complex subunit 7 (gene borcs7). The record is from RefSeq and is a predicted model, not a curated record. The transcript is spliced from 5 exons. Lineage: Eukaryota; Metazoa; Chordata; Actinopteri; Siluriformes; Clariidae. The coding region runs from base 34 to 345 and encodes 103 amino acids. Gene Ontology annotation, cellular component: BORC complex.
UUUGGCCCUCGGGUUGUUCCGUAGUUUUCAGCCAUGGCUUCCUCAGAGCCGCAGCCUCGGUUCGGUCAGUCUGUUAAAGGUUUGUUGUCUGAUAAAGUCGGCUGUUGUAGUGGAGAUGUGAUCGCUCUUACACGCCAGAUAUUAAAGGGAUCCCGUAGCCAAGAGCUGCUCGGUCAGGCAGCAAGAAAUAUGGUGAUCCAGGAAGACGCCAUUCUGCACUCUGAGGAUAGUCUAAGGAAAAUGUCUAUAAUAACUACUCAUUUGCAGUAUCAGCAAGAAGCCAUCCAAAAGAAUGUGGAGCACUCACGAAUCCUUCAGGAACAGCUUAUACACUUGUUAAAAUAAUGCACUGGCAAGCUAUAUUGAUGACAGGUUUAACUUGGACUUUGGGUUGUUCCUCACACUUUGUGCAGAGUGUUGCACUCCAAAGAGACAUGUGCGCUUUGAUUGUCUGCUAAAUAGUCCUGUAUGUCUUGAGGUAACGUCUAAUUUACAGGAAUUAUUUGUCUAUGUUUUGUUUUUAUGUAAGUUCAUAACCAACAUUGUUAAAUUUAAUCAUUUUUAGGUGAAAACCUAAGUAUUGUCAGUGUUAAAUGUGCUUGCUUAAAACAAGCACAUUUUAAUUAGCAGUUUACUACUGAUUUAUAUGUUAACUUAUUGUGCUUUUUGCCUAUUUGAAUGAAUAAAAUUGUCUUUUUUAAAAUCAUUGUUAUAUGCUCAAGUGAAAUCACAUUCUCUGCAGGAAUGUCAGUAGAAUGUGUAAUAAAGCCUCUCCCACUUGUAAUAUCAGUAGUGCUUCAGCAAGGUCAAACAGAUGUCUGUCCUAGAGCACAGCCUUGAUCAUUACUCCCAGAAAGCUUUGGAUUACCCUUCAGGGUUUUUACUUAUCUCUGCAAGCUGUGUGCACAAGAAUUUUAGACAAAACCAGCCUAAAGGGUGCACAGACAAUAAUAACACAUAGGAUCAACUAUUAAAAAGAGUCUUUGGAGUAUAACUUGGAUAAACAGAAAUGUGUUUUAUCCAAACCUAUUUCGAGUUUGGAUCCAUAGGCCAACUCUUUCUUAAGCUAAAUGUUCUAUUUUUUAUUUUUUUUAUUUUAGACCCAAUAAACAAUAGAAUAUUGAAUAGAAUCAGACCUAUUAAGGUUGCAAAUUUGAUACAAAGUGUGCCUUGAGUGUAAACAAAAUGUCUUGUGACCUUAGAAGACUUUAGAAGUGAGAGGUAAAAUUGUGUAAUUUAUGUACAUGACUGUUGGAUUGAAGGUUUAGGUUGCUGUCCUGAAGUUGAUUGCACCAACAUGCAUUAUACCUGUGUCUAAGUGGUUGUAAUUUACUGUACAUUUAAGACUGUUUCACCUUUUUGUGAACUGUUUGCAUGAAUUGGCUUAAUGUAAACAUGUAGACAGUGCAGUUUUUACUUUAACCACGUUACACUUUUUAGCAUGAACUGUAUGUUGGUAUGUCACACUCAGAGUAUUCUUAAUAGUUCUCUUCUUUAAAUGAUUUUAGAUCAUAUUACUGUAAAUGUGUAGUAUAGUAAAAUAUCUAUUUUUCUGUG